AGCGGCAGCUCAAGCCGUUCGCAGCUGGGCAGCCUAACCGACCUCGGUCGGCUCGUGGGAGCAUGCGAACUCUCACCUGGACCGCCGUCGUCGUUUUAGCAGCUGCAAACUGGGAAGAGGAGUGCCAAAGUGAAGAAGUGGACGUGUGGCCUGAGGGCUUUGUCGUCCAGAUUUCUCCCAAAGAUGGUGUGGCCUUGGACUCGGCGUGGCUUCGGAACUGGACCCAGGAGAAGAAAGAGUGUCUCAAGAGUGCCUUCUUCGAGCACGGGGUGCUGCUCUUCCGGGGCUUUGCAAUACCCGACGCCAGAGCUUUUGAGGAGGUCGCCUUAGCCUUCGUACCGAAUUUGGAGAAGGCCUAUUUGGGCACCUCUCCUCGGAGCCAGAUCAACGGCACGAGCUACGUCUUCACCGCGGCGGACUUCCAGCCGCACCGCACCGUGCCCGUGCACAUCGAAAUGUCCUUCCGGGAUUCCCCACCGGCCACGCAGCUGUUCUACGCCCAGCGCGUGGAUCAAUGGCGUGGUGGGGAGACCCCCUUGACGGACUUCCACCAGGUCUGGGAGCAACUGAGAAACGACCGGCGCGUUGGGCCCCACUUCGAACAGCAGAAGGUGAAGUACCGUCGCAAUAUGGACGACUGUAGCUCCACGUCGCAGUUCGACCCACUGGUUCAGAAAUGCUGGCAGAUGAUGUUCAAGGAUGAGAAAGACGCUAAAGAAAAUUGCUUAGAGGAAGGCUUCCACUGCAGCUGGGACACCUCGACAAACCGUUUAACUUUGCUCAAUGAGCAGCCCUUUGUGCGGCCACAUCCCAUCACUGGUCAACCAAUUUGGUAUAAUCACAUCAACGUGCUACAUGGGCAGAUGAUGCCAGGAGAUUACGCACGAACCGCACGGCUUUGGGAUGGGCCUUGGUCACUGUGGCCUACGGCGCUGUCGCUCUACUAUCGACUUCUCUUCAACAUCUAUGGACUCUUCGUGCCUGAGGCCGAGAUGGGCUCCACGGCCACGAAGGGCUCUGGCGAGGCCUUCACCACGGAGGAGCUCCAGGCCAUGAAGAAUGCCAUCCAUGCGCACACGGUGAACCACAAAUACCAGGCCAACGACAUUGUGAUGGUGGACAAUCAUCGUGUUGGCCAUGGCCGGGAGAUCUACCUUGGUCCAAAAGAGUCCCGGGUGAUCUACACUGCUUGGUCCAAUCACUAUCCUCCAUCCUGGCAGAACACUUGCGCGGCUGGUGCAGCCUGCCACGGGUGACGGAAAAAAAAGGAAGUUGGGACCAGCACAGAGCUAGGUGGUUUUAAGGUCAGCUGUGAUCAGGGUGGCCCCGACAGAGAGAGA
This is a messenger RNA of Durusdinium trenchii, 1340 nucleotides long. NCBI's taxonomy places the organism in Eukaryota, Dinophyceae, Suessiales, Symbiodiniaceae. The record is from the annotation of a GenBank genome assembly.